AUGGCCUCCUUCGAACCAUCACUCUCCACGAGCGGCAUGCGCCCGCCACUCGCCUCGGCCGAUGCGCCGUCAAUGGCCGACUCGCUUCCCAGCAUCAACUUCGGCUUCGAGGACCUGCGCAACCGCAUGGCCCAGUUUACCGCCAAAUUCGACGCCUUCAUCGAGCGUGGCCGGAAGCAGGUCUUGGAGGAGCGAAAUCAAUUCCACAUCAAUCUCGCCGAACUGCAAGAGGACGAGCGGAUGCGCCAGCGAGACAUCGAGAUUCUCACCCUCAAAUCCCAAACCCAUGAGCAAACCCUCCAGAAAGAAGCCGCCGAGGCGGCGGAAAUGCACGCGGCCAUCUCUUCCAUUACGAUGGAACGCGACUCCCGCCUUGCGAAGCGCGACCGGCUCAAGCUGCAGAUUGCCGAGACGCAGAAGGCGAUUAAUCAAAAACUCGAGGCCCAGAAAAUUCACGCGAAGCAUCUAGAUGCGCAGUCGCGGCUCAACCUACCCGAGCUGGAGUUCUGGCAGGAUUACCUUUGUUUACGGAUUGAUGGGGCCGGCCGGGAUGAUCGGUUGAAGUUUGUGUAUAAUCAUCUGUUAGAGAAGGACUGGGAGGCGGAGGCGUGGUUUGAGUUGGGCACUGCCAGUCGUGACUACGAGGUGUUUCGUACGCGGCCCAAGCUGGACGCGGACGCCUUGGAGCGAGAGGUGGAUUUGGUCAAUGAGGAUCGAGACUUUGGUGCGUUUCUCAAGCGGAUGCGCAAGUUGUUUGUGGAUGCGAUGAAUUAA
Molecule: messenger RNA, 774 nt
Organism: Penicillium lagena
Lineage: Eukaryota; Fungi; Ascomycota; Eurotiomycetes; Eurotiales; Aspergillaceae
Product: kinetochore Spc25 family protein
Exons: 2
Coding region: 1-774 (257 amino acids)
Biological process (GO): chromosome segregation
Cellular component (GO): Ndc80 complex
Source: RefSeq, a predicted model, not a curated record